Messenger RNA from Saccostrea cuccullata (small rock oyster), 1665 nucleotides. Its product is annotated as E3 ubiquitin-protein ligase TRIM33-like. Lineage: Eukaryota; Metazoa; Mollusca; Bivalvia; Ostreida; Ostreidae. The record is from RefSeq and is a predicted model, not a curated record. The annotation marks the transcript as partial. The transcript has a single exon. Gene Ontology annotation, molecular function: zinc ion binding.
GCGGCAUGGCUACCUGUGUACCGCCGACAAAUGACUUGAUAGUUUGUCCCAUUUGUUUUGACGUUUUUCGGGAUCCAAAGACACUACCUCAAUGCUUACAUACAUUCUGUAAGUCUUGUAUCUGUUCAUAUGCAUCGACAACCUUGAACAAGAUCCUAGGAAAGACUAACUUUAUUUGUCCCGUUUGCCGGAAGUGCUACGACAACGUGGAUAACAUUGAUGCAUGGUUAGAAAACUUACCAAAUAACCAUUUAAUUGUCACUUUAAUUAACCAAGAAAAAAUGGAAAGUAAAGAGAUGUGUGACUAUUGCAAAAGGCAAGAAAAAAACGAAUCUGCAAAAUACUGGUGUGCAGAGUGUUCUGACAACCUUUGCGAAAAGUGUGCCAAGUUUCACAAGGUCAACAGACUAACUAUGGAACACAAGGUGUGUAGUAUUGAGGCCCAAAAUCAGACUGAGUCAUUCAGUUCUGUGUUAUUUUGUAAACAACACAGCAGCAGGAAACUGGAAGUUUACUGUUUUGAUCACGAGGAACCUUGCUGUCUGAUGUGCGCCACUGUAUCACACAGAAAGUGUGAAAAAGUCAGUAGUUUGGAUGAAUGUUCCUUAUAUUCCGCUGAAAAGGUACAGAGACUGAAAACAGAAUUUGGCGAACUUAAAAAAAGAUGCGAAUCAGAGGUAGCCCGCGUAGAAGAUGACAAGGCGAAUUUCAAGAAAGAAUCAAAACGCAUAGAGGCCAGAGUUAAAGGUUUGACUGAAGAAAUAAUACAGACCUUGAGAGACAAAGAAAAGGAUGCCCUUAAUGGUCUGGCAAAAACUGAGAAGGAACAGACACUGGUAUUACAGACAAAACUUGAAGAGUUACAGACUGUUCAAGAGAAGCUGGAACGAAGUAUUCAACUGCUCCAACAUUCUGAAAGAUUCAGCAAGAUCGCAAUGUUUUUAGAGAUCAAGAAGAUGGAAAAAGAAAUAUCGGAUAUCGAUUUACGAAUCAAAGAACUUAUGAAAAGUUACAAAAUACCAGUUUUAAACUUGCAUUUGAAUGAGUUUGGGCGAAGUUUUCAUUCGUCGUUAAAUUCACUUUGUGAAAUUGAGGUAAAAUUGAAGACUACUGGCAUUGACUAUCGGUCUGCAAAACUUGUGUUGGAAAAGUCACUGAAUGUUCAAGGAAGCUCUUGUCUAACGGAUAUUGAGGUUAUUAAUGGUACUCAUUUGGUAACGACAUGUCAGGUUAGUAAGAUGGUAUAUCUCUUGGAUGCGGAUGGUACCUUAUUGUCAUCAACUCCACUUCCUAGCACUCCCUGGGCUAUAGCACCUCUCCGAAAACAUGAAUUUCAAUUCUGUGUCACAACGCAAAAUCCCAAUCUUGUUGGUAUUUACAAAGCAGAUAUUCAAGAUCCUUGCAUUACACGUUGUAAAGAAUUACUUUUGCCCAAUACUGCAUGGGGUAUUUGUACAUUUGAAGAUAAAAUCAUCGUUUCCUUUUGGGAAGCGCAAAAUAAACAAGUAUUUAGAGUUUAUGAUGAAGAAGGAAAUUAUAUUAAAGAACUCCACUCGUAUGGUAAUUCAAGUUGUAACGGAAUCCAUGCAAUUUCAGGGAGAUAUUUGUUUUACACUGUUAACACUGACCACUCUGUUCACUCGAAUGAUCUCAGUAGUGUUAUGG